GGGAAGAGCUCGAUGGGAUGCAGCAUUCGAGCGCUCUGGAUUCUCAACCAGCACCGCCAUGUCGUCUUCUCCAGGCGCUUCCCCACCGUGGAGAAGAAAUGGAAGAAUGCGCGAUCGAAGCACGGCGAUGGCAUCUGCUACUCGCUACCUUCCGAUGCGCAGCUCAUUCAAUCGUUUGUAGAGAGGAAAGAGAGAGAAGGCUCGUUUCGAGGACUUGCUACUCGUGAGGAGUAUUCCCAGCCUGGCUCCGACUCUUGGGUGGAUGAUCCGAUCACUCGCUCGAUCAUCAGCCUCCAGAUCCCAAAACCGGAUGAAAGUGGCGAGUUAUAUCUCUUGUGGCCGAUCGUGUUUCACAUCCGAGGACCUUUCCACAUUUUGGUUCUUCCGUUCGUGGAACCGCAUCAUCUGGCAACGUAUGAAAACCUUUGCUGGCGAGCCGACUGUGGAGGGCCUGUUGCGAACGGGCAUAAUUCUCUUUCGUCGUUGCUUUUGGAUCUUCCAUCCAUCACGGGAGCUUUUUGUGUCGCGCAAACUUUGGGAGACUUGAUAGUUGGAGAAGCUUUAGAGCCAGAGAUCAACAUCAAUCCUUCGUCGACGAUGGGGGGACUGCUGGACAGCAUAACCGGAGGCAUUGGAAUAGCGAGCAUCACUGCUCGAGCCAAACCAGUUGCUGCUCCUGUGGCUGCGGCGGCCACUGCGAUAGCCGCUGGUGUUACUGGCGCUGCUCCGGCGGGAAUACUCGGGUCGACCACCACCAAGGGAAUCCUCAAAGCUUCGGACAAGGAAGCGUUGCUCGGUUUCAUCACAAGUGCCAUGCCUUUCGGUAAGUUUGCGAAAGUUAGUUCCAUCGUUUUAUUUCGUCUUUGGUUUCCAGGCACUCCUCUUGAUCUUAAUCCCAUAACCAUCAACGCCAUCAAGGCAAAUGGCUUCUCUGCGCAAGAUAUACCACCACAGGAUCAGAAGCAACCAGCUUGGAAGCCAUACCUUUUCAAGUCCAAGCAGAAACUCGUGUUCGCUCUUCACGAGGUGGUCACGGCUGCCUUGUACGACAGGGACGACGUUGCUGAUGUUAUCACGCUCAAGGGCCAGCUGCUGUGUCGAGCAGACUUGGAAGGUCUACCAGACGUAAACGUCCAGCUCUCGUGUCCAAGCUCGGGUGAGAUCGACGGAGUAACAUUCCAUCCUUGUGCUCAAGCUCUCGAUCAUGGACCGGAUAAGCAGACAAUCACUUUCUCGCCACCUCUUGGGAACUUUGUGCUGGCCAAGUACAUGGCAACGCCAGCAUUCCGGCCACCUCUCCAAGGAUUCUAUCAGCUCUCCAUGGUUUCUGACGACGAGGGCGCUUUCUUGUUCCGGAUGAAGCUUUUGGAAGGCUACAAGGGCCCGAUAGUCAUGGAGCAGUGCUCCUUGAGCAUACCGUUCCACAGGAGGACAAUAGCUGCGCUGGAUGGAGCUCCUUCGAUGGGGACUGUGUCCAAUACGGACCACUCCAUUGAAUGGAAAAUCCUUGCGGGGCAUCGCAGCACAAUCUCGAAGAGCAUGGAGGUGACGUACUCUGGAACUGUCAAGUUUGCCCCCAGGGCCGUGGACACGAACCAGAGAGACACAGUUGGAUUCUCUGAUGACGACGAGAUUGACUGUGGGAACGAGAACAAGAUGGACAAGGCAGACAUGAAUCUUGUAGCUGCGAAGUGGGAGGAUCCGUUUUGCUGGGAAGCCUACAGCUACGCCAAGGCGUCUGUAAAACUCGUCGGUGGGACAAUGUCAGGAGUGUCUAUCGACACUAAAACGGUAGCGAUAUAUCCCACUGCUAAAGUCCCUUGCGAAGUUUCUUCCCAGAUAAUAUCUGGAGAGUACAUAUUUUGGAACUCCUUGGGAAGAUAUCCACAUGUUGCUCCAGCCUAGAAAGAAAGUGCGUGGCUCGCGCGAAUUUGAGCAGCAAAGUUCUGUCUGGUGGAGCUGGAGCUGGAGCUGACAAGUAGCAAAGUUUGUGAAAGCUACCAAACAGCCGCGAGUUUUAGAGCCCAACAACGACACUCGAAUCUCCACUCCAAUUUAUGAUCGCAGCAAUCGUCGCUCGCUCGCUCGCUCCAUCGCUCAAUUCGCUCUCCUGAGCAGAGAGAAUGAAUGGCAUUGGAUGGGACUAUAAAUCCAACGUUUCGCCAUCAUGGUAUAUCACAAACAACACGAACAAGAGGAACUCUGAUAGAGAAAAUCCAAUCAACCAUGUGGGGUGAUUGUGUCUGGCAGGGAAGCUUGAUUUUGACACCGUAGCCCUCAGCACGGGCGUUUCUACGUACAAACGCCCGUUGUCUACGUACGAACGCCUCCUGGCCGCCAGCGUUUCUACGUACAAGCGCUACUAGCUAUGGACAUUCUUGUGUGAUGAGGCCAGUGUGUGUGUUGACUAUAAUCCAUCCGGCCGAGAGUUUUCUUAAAA
This is a messenger RNA of Selaginella moellendorffii, 2440 nucleotides long. RefSeq names its product AP-5 complex subunit mu. The record is from RefSeq and is a predicted model, not a curated record. Gene Ontology annotation, biological process: endosomal transport. The transcript is spliced from 9 exons. NCBI's taxonomy places the organism in Eukaryota, Viridiplantae, Streptophyta, Lycopodiopsida, Selaginellales, Selaginellaceae. Bases 13 to 1905 code for a protein of 630 amino acids. Gene Ontology annotation, cellular component: lysosome; cytosol; late endosome.